Psilocybe cubensis is the source of this 771-nucleotide messenger RNA. RefSeq lists its product as uncharacterized. The transcript has 7 exons. Gene Ontology annotation, cellular component: endoplasmic reticulum membrane. NCBI's taxonomy places the organism in Eukaryota, Fungi, Basidiomycota, Agaricomycetes, Agaricales, Agrocybaceae. The record is from RefSeq and is a predicted model, not a curated record. Gene Ontology annotation, biological process: GPI anchor biosynthetic process; protein O-linked glycosylation via mannose. The coding region runs from base 1 to 771 and encodes 256 amino acids. Gene Ontology annotation, molecular function: dolichyl-phosphate beta-D-mannosyltransferase activity.
AUGCAAGGCUCUUUCAACUCCCCAGAUACCCAUAAAUACAGCGUCAUUCUCCCGACAUACAAUGAACGCAAGAAUCUUCCAGUCAUUGUGUGGCUGCUGGCCAAGACCUUUACUGAAAACCAACUCGCAUGGGAAAUCAUUGUGGUAGAUGACAACAGUCCAGAUGGGACUCAAGAAAUCGCCAAACAACUGGCGAAAUUGUAUGGGGAGGACAAGAUAGUGCUCAAACCGCGUGCUGGUAAACUCGGUCUGGGAACUGCCUAUAUUCAUGGUUUGAACUUCGUUACCGGAGACUUCGUUAUUAUUAUGGAUGCAGAUUUCUCUCAUCACCCGAAGUUCAUUCCACAAUUCAUUAGGCUUCAGAAAGCACAUAACUUAGACAUAGUGACCGGUACCCGGUAUAGGGCGACCUCAAAGCCAUCUUCCCCAGACGCUCAACCCGGAGGGGUUCACGGCUGGGACUUCACCCGAAAACUCGUAUCACGCGGCGCCAACUUCCUUGCUGACACUGUCCUCAACCCAGGCGUGAGUGACUUGACGGGUAGCUUCCGGCUUUACCGCCUCCCGGUCCUCCGUCAUAUUAUUACGGAAACCGUUUCAAAAGGAUAUGUAUUCCAGAUGGAAAUGAUGGUCCGGGCACGCGCGCUUGGGUAUACCGUUGGCGAGGUGCCUAUCACGUUUGUGGAUCGCAUCUACGGUGACAGUAAGCUAGGCUCCAACGAGAUUGUAUCGUAUGCGAAAGGAAUUUGGGUGCUUUUCACGACAGUAUAA